This is a messenger RNA of Cyclopterus lumpus (lumpfish), 3420 nucleotides long. RefSeq names its product biotinidase (gene btd). The transcript has 6 exons. The record is from RefSeq and is a predicted model, not a curated record. Bases 212 to 1747 code for a protein of 511 amino acids. Gene Ontology annotation, molecular function: hydrolase activity, acting on carbon-nitrogen (but not peptide) bonds, in linear amides. Lineage: Eukaryota; Metazoa; Chordata; Actinopteri; Perciformes; Cyclopteridae.
GGCAGGACAAGUAGAUACGUGUUUGACCUGCUGCACAAAUUACGAUCGUGUGGAUCAAGAUGUACAGUGAAGACAUUCAUAUUUCGCAUGGGGAGUGUAUCACCUAAACCAGAGGAUCAGCUGAUCACUAAAAGGACUCCUGACCCCUGAGAGGCGAUGGUGUAACUAGUGCGUCCGGAUAACAUCAGUCGUGGCUCUCGGGGAAGAAACAAUGCUUUUGCUGGUUUUCGUUUUUGUCCGUUUCUCUCUGGCGUCGUCAGUCGGUCAGACGGAGCCAGCCGUGGACUCCUGGUACGUCGCCGCUGUGUAUGAGCACAACGUGAUCCUGAACCCGGAGCCCCGGGUCCCCUUGUCCCGCCUCGCUGCCCUGCGGCACAUGCAGAGAAACCUGGACAUCUACGAAGAGCAGGCUGCCCGGGCCGCUCAGCUGGAUGCCCAGAUCCUGGUGUUUCCAGAAGAUGGUCUUCAGGGUUUUAACUUCAGCCGUUCGUCCAUCUCUGGCUACCUAGAAACCAUUCCUGACCCCCAGCAGGAGAGCUGGAACCCCUGCACAGAACCAGGCGAACACAACAACACAGAGGUUCUCCAGCGUUUGAGCUGCAUGGCCCGUCGUUACGACCUCUACUUGGUGGCCAACAUGGCUGACCUGCAGCCCUGCCCCCUGAAGACCGCCCCCUCCUCCUGUCCAUCUGAUGGACGCUGGCAGUUCAACACAAACGUGGUUUUCAGGUCAGAUGGCCAGCUGGUGGCGCGCUACCAUAAACACAACCUCUACUUUGAGGAGGCCUUCGACACUCCGCCACAACCUGAGAUCAUAACAUUUGAUACUCCUUUUGCCGGAAGAUUUGGUCUCAUCACUUGCUUUGACAUCCUGUUCCACAAGCCCACAGUUACCCUGUUGCAGAAGCAUGUUCGUCAGCUGAUCUUCCCCACAGCCUGGAUGAACCAGCUCCCUCUACUGGACACGAUCCAGUUCCAGCAGGCUUUCAGCUUAGGCGCCAAUGUCACCCUGCUAGCGGCCAACAUUCGUAGUGACCGACUGAUCAUGACAGGAAGUGGUAUCUACACCCCUACUUCUGCCACUUAUCACCACGCCCAGAAAGGAGACCCAGAAGAGGGAAGGCUGCUCGUAGCCAGGGUGCCAGUCUUAGACCCACUGUUGAUGGGGCAGAGCGUGCUCAUGGAGGAGGGGGCAGUUAGGGGUGAGUGUCACAAAGAGAGCUGUUUUGAUUCUGCUCCUCCUGAAACUGCCUCUUCGGUUCUUCCCUCCUCCGCCACCUUUGUCGCAUCCAUGAUGUACGACUCAUUCACAUUUGUCCUCCUAAACGAGACAAGGGGCGAAGUGAACGUGUGUAAUGGCACCUUUUGCUGUCACCUACAAUACCAGCGGUUACCACCGGGUGGCAGUAAAGAGGUCUACGCAUUGGGAGCAUUUGCGGGAACACACACAGUAAACGGACGUUACACCCUGCAGGUUUGUGCACUAGUCCGCUGUGCAGGGUUGGACGCCAGUUCUUGUGGACAGGAAGUCGAAGAGGCAGAGUCAAAAAUGGACUUCCUGUUAGAGGGGAGAUUUGGGACCAGAUACGUGUACCCAUCAGUUUUGGUGAACAAGCUGGUCCUGGAGCAGCCAGAGCGCCUGGAAACCACUGCAGAUGGCAGAGUGACCAUGAAACACUCAAAGAUGACUGAUGGGCUGCUCACUGCCUUUCUGUACGGACGAAUGUAUCACCUGGACGAUGAAUGAACUGAUGCCAGGAGAAAAACAUCAGACAUUUAAAAAAACUGAUAAAAAAAAACAACAACUUCUGACCAAGACUGGUAAUGACAACUCAGGUGUUGCACACUUGUCUUCUGUCAGAACUGCUAUAAAUCAAAAACAAAUCCCUUUAUUUGUUCAAUACUUAAUCUUUACAAACUUCACCAGUAGCGUUCAUCCUCUGCCUGAAAGUUGCUUUUUCUUUUUAAAAAAAAGUAAAUAUUUAUCCAUUUUCUCUCGCUGCACACACACACACACACACACACACACACACACACACACACACACACACACACACACACACACACACACACACACACACACACACACACACACACACACACACACACACACACACACACACACACACACACACACACACACACACACACACACACACACACACACACACAGUGUCAGCCACUUUCCCCAGUCUCUUGUACAGUACACAGUCAUUGAGUAGUUACAGCAUUGCAAGUUAAAAGUUCCUUAAGCAGCUAAUUCGGGUCAUCUAUCAAAUGACUCCUGGACCAAUCAUAAAGUAAAUGCGUCUGACAGUCACCUGCUGUCCUGAUCAGUUCCCAUGGAUUCAGUCUCCACUUUGAACACAUUUAUACGAUUAAAUAAUGACUUCUCCAAGGAAUUGACAAGUGGUGAACACUGACGCAGCAUUAGCAAUGUGCAUGAGUGACAGCCAUCAGUGUCUGCCAUGAAUAAAAACUCAAGUACAGAAGGGAAAACAGUAAUCAAUCUCCUGGUCCCAUAAGAUUAUCAUCUGUUUCUUUCUUUAGACAAUCGGUCCUCUGAGCGUCUCUCCAGUAGACGCUCUUCUAGUGUUAAUUGAAGGAAAAACUCUGAAAAGGCUUAAAACCACUCCAAAAAGUAUCAGCAAAGAGGAGAUACUUAAUUUAAAAAGGAAAACAUUGCUUGAAAAUUAAAAAGACACUGGCCAUGUUACUGACCCUACAGUGAUGGUGUCUGAGAUAAACAUAGUGUGUAUUGACCUUAUUAUUAUUUUUCACCCCGUGGGUAUGCACUUUUUUGGAACAAAGGUUAUUUUUAGAUUUCAAGAAGCUUACCUAAAAAUAAUCUGCACACUGGCUCUAUUUUCUCCCUCUUUUAGUUCCUUGUCAGUGAUCUAUUAAGGCUCCUGAGUGGCUGGCUAGCUUGUCAGUAGUGUGGGACUCUGUCCAAUAGCAGACAUGUCCUCAGUAUGUUUCCGAAUCGGAGUCAUUCAGUUCAUUAUCGCCAGAGACGGAGGUCAGCGGCCGCUCCGGUUUGCAGUAUGAAGCAUGGUCAGGCCUCAGAGAGGGAGGGGCAUCAAAGGCCACGCCUUUGGAGACGUGGUUGUUGGUGGGGUGGUGGUUGAUGACUGUCUGAGUGAGAGAGUGCGCAGGCGAAGCUGCUAUGGUGACCAUAGGGGAGGUGGGCAUCAUGGAGUUGAGGAUGAGUGCUAGACAGUCGGCCACGUCACGAUUGGGAGCGCAGGCCAGAGCAGGAGUGUAACCUAAGGAUCAGAGAGUUCAAAAUAGAAUUACCGCCUCGUGGUCGUAUGCCUCCAACAAGUCAAGUUCACAAGGUCACCCUCGAAAAAGAGAUUUGUAAUCAAUGGGAUUCAUCUGGUUAAAUAAAGGUUUAAAUAAAAUACAUUUUAAAAAGUU